AUGAUGGCCGUGAAUAGUGGCGAUCAUAAGCGACGACGGAUAGCUUCUGAUGAAGUCGUCGAAUACCACGAGCUGAAAACGUUGCAAGUAGCCAAGACUGAAGCGCCAGAUGAGCAAGAACAUGGCGCUGGUUCAACGUCAGAUCACUUUCUCGCUCAGGUCGACCAUCUACGUGGAUACGACGAGGAAACUGGGGGUGACGACGAUAGCAGUGUUGGAACUAUGAAUGUCGAAGAUGAGGACUCUCAAUAUGAGAUUUCUGAACUUCGAGGACUAGGUCCACUUGAUAGGAGAAACAGUUUGAAUAAUGCAUUUAUAGCACGGAUCAUGCUGUUUGCAGUUUACUAUUGGCUUUACAAGGAGUUCAAGCUAAUGAAGUUUAGCAGUUUUCAGAGGCUUCAGGAGAAUCGGUGUUACAACGAGGGUAAUUGGUCAAGUGUGGAACUGAAAGCCCUUUAUGAUGGUAUAACAACAACGAAAGUGAACGAGAUACGAGCAAUAAAUUCUGAAUAUGCUGAGGAUCGCAUCCAAUCACAGAGUGAUCAGUGGCUUCGUACCGGUUACAGAAAUGUAUGUGCUAUUCCUCAGCGCGUUAUUCCACCGGAAAUUAAUAACUGGGAAGCGGCUAUACAUCGUGUUAAUCGGCAAAUACGAUCACAUAAUGAUUGUGCGAUUUCUAACUCGAUCAAGAAUGCACUUCUUGAUGCACCGAUGGAUGCAGAAAAUCCAACUCUAUAUAAGGUGACGCACUUCCGCGGAGCUGAGGGUUAUGGUAAAGAGCAGGCGGUCAGUUGGCAACGUCUCAGCGAGUUCUUCGUUGGAGUAAUUAAACAUUCACGUCCACUUCCGCCACUGAAUCCACUCGAAUGUGCUAUCGCAUUGCGAAUGGUCGACGAAGUCGAAGAUGAAUCAGCUCGUUUGUUAACUGAUAACGAGAAAGCGAUAAUUCGUGGAUGGUUGGCGAACAUCCAGAUGCGUGAUCUGCGCGAUUUCCUCCCGGAUUUACCAUAUUCUGUGAAUAGUGCAGCUCGAAUGCUUGUUGAUCCUCUCCGCACUAACUCUUGGGGAUUUACUGACUCUCUCAGACCUCCUGGAAGCAUUCCUGUGGAUUCAACAAGUUCAGGCAACGUUGAAGCACAACGAACUUAA
Angiostrongylus costaricensis is the source of this 1149-nucleotide messenger RNA. The record is from the annotation of a GenBank genome assembly. NCBI's taxonomy places the organism in Eukaryota, Metazoa, Nematoda, Chromadorea, Rhabditida, Metastrongylidae.